Messenger RNA from Bactrocera oleae (olive fruit fly), 1887 nucleotides. RefSeq names its product ADP,ATP carrier protein. Gene Ontology annotation, molecular function: ATP:ADP antiporter activity. Gene Ontology annotation, biological process: negative regulation of mitochondrial outer membrane permeabilization involved in apoptotic signaling pathway; mitochondrial ATP transmembrane transport; mitochondrial ADP transmembrane transport. NCBI's taxonomy places the organism in Eukaryota, Metazoa, Arthropoda, Insecta, Diptera, Tephritidae. The record is from RefSeq and is a predicted model, not a curated record. Gene Ontology annotation, cellular component: mitochondrial inner membrane.
AAAAAUAACCAACAACAGUAAUUCAACAACAACAACACUGAUGAAUCUUUAGUAAGUGUUUGAUCACAAACAAAUACGGAAAAGUUAAAAAUACAAAAAUUAAUAAAAAUUGUAAAAUGAUUAUUUUUUUAAUAUUAAGCUAAUUAAGUAGAGAUAUACAGGACCUGUUACCCCUAACAUGUCGCAGCUUCCAUAAUUAAUUGACGUUUGACAAUUGGCACCAGUCGAAAAUUGGCGAUUUAAUUCGUUUUGAAAUGUUUACUCCAGUUAACACACUAAUAGGGUUAUUUAAAUAACAACCCUCGUUCAUACAUUGUUGCUUUAGCAGCAUUACUCAAAAUCAUAGCUACAACAGCAAUAAGCGUGGACUAAUAUUUUUAACUCGAAGAAUUUACGAAUUAUGCAGGAUUGUUCCCUUUGUUCCUAUCACCUCUAAAAACUACCGACGUCCUUAAUCCCUUCCAGGUUGUUGACAAUUACUCUAGGGCUAAAUAAUUAGGUUUGAAGAGUUGGUUGCUUGCCUUAAUUGUUAUCGUUCAUUUUAGUUUUAUCGAUUUCAUAAUUUGAUUAACUUUCAAAUCUAUAUCGUUUUCUACAAACUUUCCGUAAACCUGACACAUUUGGCCCAUUGUUUCAUUUUGUUCGUUGCAUAAUUAUUAAAUUCAAAAUAUUUUAAAUUCAUCACUCUUGAAUUUGUAACUGAAUAUCCAAUUUUGCAAUGAGUGAAGGAGAAAUAAAGAAAGAUAUAUCAGAUCCCAUGGGAUUCCUUAAGGAUUUCAUGGCUGGUGGCAUAUCCGCAGCUAUAGCAAAAACUGCAAUGGCGCCGAUAGAGCGCGUUAAAUUGCUUUUGCAAGUACAAGCCAUAUCAAAGCAGAUUUCCGCCGAAAAGCAAUACAAGGGAAUGAUUGAUUGUUUUGUAAGAAUACCCCGUGAACAGGGCUUUUUGUCAUUUUGGCGAGGAAAUCUGGCCAAUGUCAUAAGAUAUUUUCCUACCCAGGCAUUGAAUUUUGCAUUUAAGGAUAAAUAUAAACAGGUAUUCCUCAGUGGCAUAAACAAAAAAGAACAAAAGGGACGCUACUUCUUAGGCAACAUACUAUCCGGGGGUGCAGCUGGUGCCACAUCUCUCUUAUUUGUGUACCCCCUGGAUUUCGCACGUACUCGAUUGGCUGCUGACGUUGGAAAGGCAGGACAACGUGAAUUCAAUGGACUCUUUGAUUGUAUAAAGAAGAUAUUCAAAAGCGAUGGAUUUAUGGGAUUGUACAGAGGUUUUGUGGUUUCCGUACAAGGAAUUAUAAUGUAUCGUGGGGCAUAUUUCGGUUGUUAUGAUACUGCUCGUGAGCUGAUGCCAGAUCCGAAAAAUUCACCUAUAUGGGUAAAUUUCUUAAUUGCGGAAGCUGUAACCACCUUUGCAGGCAUAGUUUCGUAUCCAUUUGAUACUGUACGCCGUCGUAUGAUGAUGCAAUCGGGCGUAAAGGCUGGCGAACGAGCUUACAAAAACACGGCACAUUGUUGGUUAGUUAUUGCUCGCACAGAAGGCCCCUUUGCUUUCUUUAAAGGAGCAUUUUCGAAUGUUCUACGUGGAACUGGGGGGGCACUUGUAUUGGUGAUGUAUGAUGAGAUUAAGAAGCUAAUGAAUUAACAUUUUUUAUUUUUAAAAAUUAACUAUCAGCAGAGUUUUAUAAAAUUUGUGCAUUCGAGACAUCAUUACUCGAAUAGUAGUUUUUCAUGUAUAGGAUUUAAAUACGACUGUUAUUUCUUGAACAUGAAUUAGUUAUCAAUCGAGUGUUGAAGCUACGACUGUGAAUAAUCUAUUACAAAUUGUAUUUUCAUGUUCUAAAUGAAAUCCUUUCUUUUCUUAUUAAAAUAAUUUCUUGUAUAAUAACUGAA